GUCUUGGCCCGGCAUCGGCAUCGCCUUAUACGAGCCCUAUAACUCAUAAAUCCAGCAAGGUCGGACCCGCAGCGCUGGCGCGCCGCCGCCGCCUCACCCUCAGACGCCUCCGGCGCGCCAUGCUGGCCUGGCUCCAGGCAUGCAUCAAUUGGCUCUGUAAACAGUGGGCCUGGCUCUUCGCAAAACGUGUCAGAUUGAACAACAGCUCGGUCGACGUCGGCCCCGUGCUCGCCGAGGGCGGCUUCGCGACGGUCUAUGAAGCUGUGGAUGUGAGGACGAAGCGAUCGAUAGCAAUAAAACAAAUUAGGUGCCCCGACGCCGACCACGCCCAGCGCGCCGACGCGGAGAUUGAAGCGCAUGGCAAGUUAAGGCAUGCUACGAUUGCCGAGUUAUUGGACUACGGCAUCGAGAGAAAUGUCUACCGACUGGCCUUCCCGUUGUAUGGCGUUUCCGUCCGAAAGCUUUUAGACGACGCCUUGGCCACGAGGACGUGCCUGACGCCCCAGAUGGCGGCGUCCAUCCUCGUCGCAGUCGGAGAGGCCCUCGCCGAGUGCCACGCUUCACAAAUAUGUCACGGUGACCUGAAACCGGAUAAUGUCCUCCAGCACAACUCGUCGUGGGUCCUCGUGGACCUCGGGUCUUGUUCGGGGUUUGGGGCACCUCUACAGGAUAGAAGGGACUGUCUAGCUUUACAAGAUUUCGCGGCAGAACAUUCUACGUUGACAUAUAGGGCUCCCGAACUCUGGCAGCCCCAAAUUGGCGACGCGCGACGCGGCGCUUCCGAUAUCUUUGCGCUGGGGGCGUUGUGCUGGGCGCUGGCCUUCGGGUACUCGCCGUUUGAGAGCGAGUUACGCGCACGAGGACCCGUGAUCGUCGAGUCGAGCCAUUCCCGCGCUUUGAGUGCGCCGGCGGCGCCGCCGCGGUCGUCCAUAUGCCUGAGGCGCUACCCGGGCUUCUACUCUCCGUUGAUCGAGGUGGCGCGGCGGCUCUUCGUCGCGGAGGCUUCUUCCAGGCCCGACGCGCGGGACGCGCUUGAACUGUUGAGGGGCCUCGCGGCGGGGGGCGAGGCGGUCUAAGAAGCGUCGUUGUAA
Molecule: messenger RNA, 1091 nt
Organism: Pelagomonas calceolata
Lineage: Eukaryota; Pelagophyceae; Pelagomonadales; Pelagomonadaceae
Source: the annotation of a GenBank genome assembly